Oreochromis niloticus (Nile tilapia) is the source of this 8247-nucleotide messenger RNA. RefSeq names its product MORN repeat-containing protein 4. The transcript is spliced from 5 exons. Gene Ontology annotation, biological process: response to axon injury. The record is from RefSeq and is a predicted model, not a curated record. Lineage: Eukaryota; Metazoa; Chordata; Actinopteri; Cichliformes; Cichlidae. The coding region runs from base 155 to 601 and encodes 148 amino acids. Gene Ontology annotation, cellular component: cell projection.
UACCGGUGCUUUAGAGCGACGUUGAGGCAGCUCUACCAGGAAACAAACAGCUACAAAAAAAAGGCUAAAUAGUCGCUAUCCCCCUACUGCUCUCUUGUUUUCAGCGAUGUAGAGAAAAGAGGCUGAGCUGCUCUUAAAUAAAACAGCAGGACCCAUGACCCUGACACGAGGAUCCUUUACUUACUCCAACGGCGAGGAGUACCACGGGGAAUGGAAAGAAGGUCUCCGUCAUGGCCUGGGUCAGUUGACCUUCAACGACGGGACGUGCUACACUGGACAGUUUGAAAAUGGCCUCUUCAAUGGUUGUGGGGUGCUGGUUUUUCCUGACGGCUCCAGGUAUGAAGGGGAAUUUGUGCAGGGGAAGUUUCAAGGUGUCGGCGUCUUCACUCGCUUUGAUGGCAUGAAGUUUGAGGGCGAGUUUAAAAGUGGCUGUGUGGAUGGCUAUGGAGUGCUGGCGUUUGUGGACGGAGGCCCCGGAGGAGGAGGAGGCACCCACGAGGGUCUGUUUGAGACCAGCCAGCUGAUGAAGAGAGAGAACAGCCAGGGAGCUGUGCAGCGGGCACAGGCGGCAGCUGCCAAGGCCCGAGCUCUGGCCAUGUGACGUGGACUACAUCACCCACAGUGCCCCAGUACCAGAAUCAUCCUCCCACCACUACCCCCUUGGUUUGAGCUAUUUCAUUUUUUCCUUUAAUUUUAUUACUUUCUGGUUCCUUCUCAUCCACUUUUUGUUGGACUGGUAAGUUAGCUUUUAGGAUUUUGUUCUCAUACGUCUGUUCUAUCUCUCAUUCAUGUAACAUGCAGUAUGCGCAGAGAAGAAAUGAAUGGCUCCCUUAACUUGUGUCAACACAGCCACUGAAUCAGGAUCUGCUGAGCCAAACACAGAUUUAAUGUUCAGUUCACACACUGGUGCUAAAUCUGUUUCAGCGUCAGUUAAUCUGACAAAACACAGAAGUGCAUGUGGACGUUUUCCAGUAAACUCUGAUUUGGUGAGUUUCAUGUCAAAAGAAUAUCUGACAUGUGGGCUUAAAGUGACCUAAAUUUAUUUUAAAAAAGAAGUCAGUAUUUAUGUUUCAAAGUGGAAGUGCACAAAAACAUUAGUGAGACUUUUUAUAUUUCUGAAUAAGUUAACUAUUAACAAGUAAAUAGUAGAUAAACAAAAGUAAAACAAAUGAUUCUGAUUUGAUUUAAUGUUUAUUUUUACUUGUGAAUUCUCAAGCCUAACAAAUAUAAAAGUCAUAACUGGUUUAAAACCAAAGAUUUUAAACUUUUAAUCACAGUUUUAUUCAAAUUUAUUGAUGUAAAACUUGUGUUAGAUAGUGCUGUUUUGUCUUCAAAUAUUUAGCAGAGCACUACAGACCAUGUCUAUGACAAAGGACGUUAAUGUGGUAAAAAGUAACUUUAUUCCGUUACACAGCAGACAACCAACAAACACCAGACAGGCACAUUUUCAUUUUCAUUAACUACAAACGUAUUUGAUUUAAUAAGAGAUUAUUACUUUAAAGGUGACUUCUCAUAUUUUGCCAACCAGGAACAAAAGCCACAAUAGAUUCAGUACUCAAUUCUAGACACUUGAAUUAGUGUUUCAGCAGCACUGACAUGCUUUCACAUGGAAAUUUAGUCAUUCAUACACUUUUGGAACAAGAUGUCUAAAAACUUUAUUUUAUAGGUCUCAGAUUUUCAUGAGCAGUUUCAAAGAAUUCUGCCAUGUGAUUCUAAUUAGAGUCGAAAUACAGACCAUGAAUAAGUGGAACGCUGUUAUUUACUUAAUUGCUUGAGACGGUGUAGCAGAGGUCAGCUGACACUGCAAAAAUAUAAACAAAGCUUACAGUUUCAGAUACUGUUUGUAUGAAUGAAAUUUACAAUUACAUACAGAAAUGAGUUACUGCUUGAAAAACUGUCCACAUAGGUCAGCUCUAAGGAAUCUUACACAACAAAGCAUUGUCUGUUUUUAGUCAAAUUAAAUAUAAGGGAAAACUAUUCAAAAAGGUGUCAACAGGCUUCAUUCUUACUUACCACUAAAUCUGAAAUAAAUCAAAGCCCAUGUUUAUUUUCAUAUCAGCACUUGUUUUGAACAUCAGCUCAUCAGAUCAGUACUUUCUGGGUUUCCUACCUUCCCUUUAAAAUGUGUGGUUUUUUUCUGACCUCUUAUUGGUGCUCUAAUGAGAAUACAGAUUGUUCAGUUUGAGUCAGAGAGAUGUCAGGAGGGCCUUGGUUAGAGACGAUGUGAGCAGCGUUUGGUGGUCGUUUUCACUCAGUGCCGUUACAGCUCAGUCUGAUUACAGAACAGCAGGAACAUCUUCCUCAGUGCCAAACACACAGUGCCAAGUGGCUGCAGCUGAUCCCGAAUCAGUGGCUUAUUAUCAGAGAGGAAGCUGGGAGGGUGGAGGAUGGGGAUUAAUAGUGAGGAGAAUGGGAGUGCCUGCAUUAUCACAGGCUGCAAUAAUGAGUGCAAUUUCUGUUUUGGAGGUGCAAUUUGAUAAUAGCAUGCAAUUUCUGUUUGAAAGCAAGAUUUUCCUUCCACCGGCUUUUAUAUUUGGAGGUGAGGAGCUUCCUGCUCUGUCAGGAAAGAAAGGCUUUGUAGGUGAAAGGGAGAGCCAUCUGAUGAAGGAGAGGCUCAAAUGACUUGAAGGGUUUCGUGGGAGAACUAUGUGGACCUUUUUCUGCAUGAAAUUUGAGCCAUUUUCUAAGAAACAGCACUAAGAUUAUGCCUCUUUUUUAAAUGUCCAUAAUUCAAAAUGUGAUUUAAAUUUAUGUCAAAAUCCAUGAACCAAAAACAUUGUGUAUUUUUGCAGUGAAACUCUUCACAUAGUCCAAGGUUUUCCAGCAAGGUAAAACAUAUUGUAAUGUGCUUUAUGCACUUUUCUUUUUUACUCUUCACAACCCUUAAUUAUUGAUGUCACUUUGGAGUCUCAUCUGAUGUUUACAGUUUGUGUAUCUUAUCCCCCCUCCCCCAAACAAAAAAAGUAACUAGCACAUACUUUAUGUGUAUCAUACCUGCUGGGAAUCAGUGGCCAUCUAUGUAAUGAGACUGGUGUAGAUGUGCUAUAUAUAUGUGUGUGUGAAUGUAGUCGUACUGUUGUGGGUGGGGGUUGGGGUAUUCAACGUGUAAUGGAGUUAAGUGUCAGUUACGUGAAUGUUCCAGUGUGCAAUUAAUUUGGGAUGUGGUUUGGGGGCUGAUGUCUUCCCUGCUGACCAGUUUGACAGCGACAUCUAAAAGAGCUAAAGUGAUGGAAGCAUCUUACACCUUUUAAUUGGCUUUGGGAUCCAAACAGAAACUGUUAAACGCAUGCUGUUAUUAGGGGGAUGACGUGGGCUGGGUUUCCACUGGAAUAAUCUUUAGUCUUAUUCACUGUAUUAUUUCAAACAAAAAUGUUGUGACUAUGUUCAUAGUGAAUCUUUUAACAUAGUCGUGUAUUGUAUUUAACUGAAUGACCCCAUGUUCCUUCACAGUCUUAGAAAACAAAGAGAAUAAUGAAACCCUUUAAAAUGCACCUUAAAACCUCAACUUUAAAAGUUGCCAUGUGAUAUUAACACGAAUGACUGUCUCUCAGCAUUAGCAAAGUUACGCUUUCUAAUGUGGGUAUGACUGAAAUCAUUGGUUCACUGUGAUGAGUAUUAAUUAUUAAUGAGGGUGCCAUCUAAAUCCACCCUAAAACAGAAUUCACACAUUUCAGUAAAAGUCAAACGAUCUCUAAGAAUGUAGCUUUGAGACAGUUUAUUGACUUAAAGAGAGAAUUAGGUUACAUGCUAUCUGCCAUAGCUUUUAGAGCUAGUUGGAACAUUAUAAAAGGAGAAUGUGAGGUCUUGAGUUAAAAUUAAUAGUCACAGGAAUAUUGAACUGUUUUCUUUGGGGUUUUUUUUUAUUUGUUUGAUUUAAAAACAAAGCAUUUCAACUCUUAAUUCUCACUAGAUUAUCUAAGAUCACUAAAAUAAAUAAUAAUACGCUAAGAAAUAGUUUAACGUUUUGAUGCCAUGUCCACAUCUGUGCCAAGUAUGAUGCUAAAGCCAGAUUAAGCUACUUUAGCACAACUAAGCUACCUUUGUUCGGUCUUCUCCUAGGCUAAGCUAAUUUCCAGUGGGCAGUGAGUGAUUCUUAAGUUCUCAUGUAAUUCUUUAUGAUUGCCAUAUACAUUUUAUUUAACUGAAAGUUUGAUUUUUUAUAGACAAAGCUAUUCUGCUCUUUCUUGUUAUUCCCUGGCUUUGUGCUAAGAUACACUAACACCAGGAAAUUAGUCUUAUUAAUCAAAUUUGACUCUGACGACUCUCGGUAGGGAAAAAAUAGAGACUCUUUAUAAAAUAUUAGGUCAUUACUUCAGGUUCUUCAGUUUAAAACAGUGAUUGAAAUAAUUCAAAGCCUAAAAAAUUAUUUUGUGUACACAUUCUGUACACAGAAACAUGACUCUCCGCACAUUUCAGCAUCAUUUCAAACAAGGUCCUCCUUUUCUUUUCUUGCAUUUUAGACUUAUUUUUAAAAUUAUUAGGUACAAACUGAAAACUGACUGCAUUAAAAAACACUGUAACAGGUUAAAUGAACAACACUCACCUUGAACUGCAGCUGAUGUAUAAGUUGCUUCCAGCUGUUUAAGAAGUCUUUCCUUUAGGCUUGUUUGCAAACACAGCAGCAUCAAAGAGCAGCAAGAUCCAUAUCAAAAUGUCCAAAGUCACAUUUAUUCAUUUUCUUCAGUUAUUUUUGUCAGCAGUGUAAACAGCACAUUGUGUCUGAUUAGUCCUUACUAGAAACUAUUGUGUCUUUAUUUGUUAAUUCUUUUCCUUCCAUAGCUUCAGCACCACUUCCUCUUAUUAAACCCCAAAUUAUGAUCAAAUAAAUAAAAUAAUUAGUGAAUAUUAAAAUUAAUAGCCUAUGAUUAACCUUUAAUUAUAAUCUAUUAGUAGCUACCCCACACAAAUCAAUCCACCAUGAAUCUCACUUCAAGUGGUAGCUGUAAAUUGGCAGUGCUGUGGUUUAUUUUUUAUAUUCUUAAAAGGACAGUACACACCAGCCUAGUUGGAUCAUUCCUCAAAAUGUAAACAUAAAGACAAAGAACAUCAGCAAAGUUCAGACAGUUUUUUUUUUUUUUUGCUAAAGGAUGGAAUGAAAUAACGUGAAUUCCGUUUUAGGUGGGAUUUCUAACAGUCUGAGGACUUGAUGCCUUUUAAAUGGGUUAUUUUAACAGUGAAAUGCCAUUUUUGAGGACAGUUUUCUUUCUUUCUUUUUUACUGAGGCUCUCUGACUGUUUCAUUUACACCAGGAAUCCAUUGUUGUUGUUAUUCUUGGUGUCUUGAGCUGCAUGUACAUUUUAAUAUUUUUCUCUGUGUGUUUCAAGAGGCAUUGCCUAAGUCUGUACAGAGAGAAACGGACACUUAAUUCACACACAUGUGUGAGGAAUGGAGACAUAAUCAGUGUCUAUAAUUUCAUUAGUUCCACAGUAUUUACUUCUCACACUCUUAUACACAAACACACACACACUUGCGCUUAGACUGUCCUUAUGUACGGCACAAACACAAACAAGCCCAUUACCAUAAUCACCACUAUAAUGAGAAAAUAGGGCGAGAGCAAUCCAGGGCUCUUUAACAGUUGUUCAACAAGUGAGCGAAUCAACGCUGCUUAUGAAAAAUGACACACAGUUACUUAAUCGAGUGCCUGAACAAAAACCUUCUUCUACUGUGCUUUGAAUACUUUGAAUACCGGCUGACUGUUUUACUUACUCUUAUUGUUUUCUCUUAAAUCUUUUUGUCUUUUUGUGUGUUUUUGUGUUUGUGCUUAAUAAAGGAAAAAAUGAGUGUGGGGUUGAAGGGCAGUGGUUGACCAGUUUAUCACACUGGUGAGAUGAUUGCCCGAUGAGUAACAACCAACUCACUGCCUUCACUCACAGUAUGCCUUCAUAUUUGUUUUGAGUAUUUCAAAUACCUGAGAGAUGGAAACUGAAACAUUACACAACAUUUUCCAAAAUAUCUGGAUUUUAGAGAUUUUUUUGGAUUUCUUUUUAGUUUUCAGCAACAAAGGGAAAAAAUUAAAAUGGCUCAGGUCUUGCUGUCGAGAUUUUAUCCUGAAAUACGCCAUGAGAAUAUACAACAAUAGCUUUUGUUGGAGUAAAACUGGUGUCUUUAAAGGGCUCUCUGGCAAUUUAGUCUGAAAUAAGCAGAACUUGCUUUAUGUUAUAGAAAAGCCUAUCAAGCUGCAUAAUGGGAAAUUUAGGAUUCGGCAUUGGGGCGUGAUCCAGACUAGGGAUGCAUAGCUGUUCUGCAGAGAAAGUAUUUCAUGCAUGGUUUUCAGUCGUCUAUCUGAUCUCCGAUGGAACAGAUAUGGUUCUGUUUUAAUCAGUUCAGCUUUCUGCUUAGAAGGCAGUUUGUGUUUCAUUUGUAUUGCACAUUUGGUGGCCAGAAAGGUGUGUUUGUACUUCGAGUGUAUUUUCUUCCAUUUCACGCACAUAAAUAAAAUCAUUGUGAAUGAGGCUCUGAGUGAAGCCAGCACCUCCAUACUGUGUAGAAACAGAGAAUCCUAGAGCAGAUAAUGUGCUGCUUAUGUUAUGCCUCCUGUGUUGACAUAGUUUAAAGUCAGGAUAUGUCAGCCUCUGCUGAUUGAAUUUCACCCAUUUAAGUGGAAUAUGAAAUUGCUGCAGUACCCCUUUAGAGGGAAUAAUUGUUGAGCCAUUAAAAAGACUGAACGUCUCACAGUUCUGUGUGCUGACAGCCUGACGAGAGCACGUCUGCUAAUUCAGCCAAAGGAGAGCUCCACAGAUUAGAGGCAGAUUAGAUUUGUUUCAGGACUGUUUGGUCAAGAAGCCAAUCAACACAAAGUAAAUGACAUUUACUGUUUAAGGCAAAAAAAGUUACUUGUCAACUGAAAAUAGUUGCACUAAAAUAUGAUUACCAGCCUUAAAAAGAACCCUGAGUAGUUCAGCUUGUGGCCGCUGUUUCUAAAGCACACUGUCAAAACGCAUAGAAUGCUUUCAUUCAUUUAAAAACUGAAUCGGUCCAAAUUUCUAACAAACCAGAGGUUAAAAAAUUGUCACUGUGUGCUGCUUUUGUUUGCAAUUUCCAGUUAAAAAGAAACAAGUGAAGGCUUUACAGCUUUCCUGUUGGAGAGGAGGGAGGGGGUGGGGAAAAGACACUCUGCAAAAGACCUGCAAUUAGGUUCUAGGAACCUAUCUCCUUUUGCACUUGAAGCUAAAAGUGCUCAGAAAUAUUACUGGUUAUUAAAGGAUGACUGAAGGCGCCAGUAAACCUUGCACAUUGGUCACUGACCAGUAUGACUAAUGCUUGAAGUAUUUCCUGGAAGUAAAACUGAAAGUCAGACUAAUUUCAUGCAAUCUAUACAUGUUUUCAUAGUCAGGGUUCCUUUCCUUUUUAAGCAAAAAUGCAAUCUCUAAGGUGACCUAGUAUGUUCUUCCCCAUGUUUCCGCAUCAAUUGUUAUGCUGUUUAAAGUUUCACAUAUUAAGUAAAUUCUUAUGAGCCAAAAGCUCAGGCUAAUAAUCCAGAGUCCAAUCACAAUGCAGAGGUUAAAAUUGGUCCCCUUUUAGGUCCAUUCACUGGUUUUUCUAAUUGUAAACACUCCCCAUGAUCUUUUUCAGGAGAUACAAGUCUGCAUAAUGCAUUUAUUUUUCUUGUCUCAUGAUUGAAUUUAAUUUUCCUAAUACAGAGCAUUUCCUAUUGUGAAACUAUGUUGGCAAAACAGAUCACAGGUCAACUUGUGGCUUCUCAGAGGCUUUAAUCACAUCUCCUUUCAGGUGCCAUACUGUAAACAUUUACACAUGAGCUACAUGUGAGCAGCAUUUCAGUCUUUUAUCAAAACUGAAGGAGAAAAAUUAAACCUUUUAGGCAUUUAAUCAUUUGUCCAAGUUCAGUCGUGAGCUCAAAUAUUCAUUUCGAUGAAAAAUAAACAAAAGCUAUUGUUGACUAAAAGUAAACUUGAAGACAAAGUUGGCAACUGAUAACCAAAACUUAUCUCUGUAAAUAAAAUCUCAGUAACUGUUUUUUUUUUCUUUUUUCAGAAAUUUCACAGAUGCAUGUUUUAUGUCGUCUCACGUGGGACCACGUCCCGUUUUAGCACCUUUAAACACUGCAAAAACAUUUGGAAACUGAGACCCGCUGAUGUCACAAAGCCAUAAAGUCACUUUGUGUUGUUGUUUCUGAUGAGUUUGUUGUUAAGAUGAUGAUGUCAUGGAAACAAAAGAUGAAUAGCGUUUGGUAUUUUAGAUGGAAGUGAAUCCACAGACAAAACAAUAAAGAAAAUGCAUGAAACUGAA